CAGUUAAAAACUUUGGUUAAAGUACACACAUAUAAUAAGUUCCUACCUAUAAUUAAAAUAUUAUUAAAAAAGUUAUAAGAUGUCAUUAGUUUCUAAACUCAAUAAUUAACGAUUGUCAUAUCGUUUCUAUGGUAACAAGAAUAUGUCAACAGCGACCAAUUUGAAAGUCGGCAUGUCAAUGGAAUAAUUAUAAUUAAAUUACGAUGAAGUAUUCGGCUUGAUUAUCAAAAUAAAUAAGAUCAAGAGUUCUAUGAAUUUUACUUACAAGUUUUAAAACUAUAAGAAAAUGGGCUUAUUAAGCAUCUUGAAAAAGUUACGUUCCAAUCCGGAUAAAGAAUUACGUUUACUUCUUCUUGGUCUCGAUAAUGCUGGCAAAACUACAUUGCUGAAACAACUGGCUUCAGAAGAUGUGACCCAUGUUACUCCAACGGCCGGGUUCAAUAUUAAAUCUGUAUUAUCCAGUGGAUUCAAACUUAAUGUAUGGGAUAUUGGUGGGCAGAGAAAGAUUAGGCCUUACUGGAGAAAUUAUUUUGAGAAUACCGAUAUUUUGAUUUAUGUGGUGGAUUGUUCAGACCAUCAAAGAUUAGAAGAGACAAGUCAAGAAUUAACAGAAUUGCUACAAGACGACAAGUUGCGUGGCGUGCCACUAUUGGUGUACGCUAAUAAACAGGAUUUGUCUACUGCGUUGCCUUCACCACGACAAUGA
Messenger RNA from Galleria mellonella (greater wax moth), 706 nucleotides. Its product is annotated as ADP-ribosylation factor-like protein 3. The coding region runs from base 287 to 706 and encodes 139 amino acids. Gene Ontology annotation, molecular function: GTP binding; GTPase activity. Gene Ontology annotation, biological process: cilium assembly. Gene Ontology annotation, cellular component: microtubule cytoskeleton; cytoplasm. NCBI's taxonomy places the organism in Eukaryota, Metazoa, Arthropoda, Insecta, Lepidoptera, Pyralidae. The record is from RefSeq and is a predicted model, not a curated record. The transcript has 4 exons.